UCCAAGCACGCAAACAACGGGACAUAACGGGAUAGUGGUAGGACCAAAUAAAAAUGCAAUGAUGGCGACAGCUGCAGAGGAUGUCUGCUCCAGCCAUGCCAUCUCAGAAAACACUGACACACCCGUGUCUUUCAAAAGCGCAAGGGAAAACCAGGACAGACCCUGGAAACUGAGGUUUAUUUAUCUGCAGUGCUAUUUUUUAACAAUUGCUACAAUACUGGGGACUGGGAUCUUGGGAUUGCCGGUAACAAUAGCUCGAGCUGGGCUGCUACCUUUCCUGAUUUCUUUUCUCUUCGGCUUUCUAGUGCAGGCUUUGCUCAUAUACCUGUUUGUGGAUUUGCUGCAGAGAUGCCGUCUAGCCCAACUGGAGUCAAUGAAGCCUGUAGAGACGGAGAGAAUUUCAUUGGAAGAUGUUUGCUCUGAAGAGCAUCCGACCCUUAAUACAGAAGAGGAAGAAUAUGGGGAGGAAUUGGAGGAGGCAGUAGAUACGGGCCUUUUACAGAGAGAUGCCACAGCACGGAGGCAUAAAGAGGAACCUCAGCCAAAUCUGCACGUCCUGGGAGUUCUCUUCCUGGGAAAGCACACCAGCCGUGCCUUCAACUUUGUUCUCCUCUUUCAAUUUGUGUCUAUCGGGAUCAGUUACGUCUUGGCAGGAAGUGAGGCCUACGCUGCACUUUUUCAUACCAGUCAUAUCUACGUGAUCCCCGUCUUUACGUGGACACUUUCGUUUGGUAUUCUCCUGGCUCAAAUGAUCAUUCAGCCCAUUACGUCACUGCUGACGCUUCUCAAAGGAAUUCUGCUGGUCAUUACGGUGGCCGUGACAUUUGUAGUGGGUUCAGAAGUUCACCAGGAGACCACAAAUGACUUCACCCAAAUCGGAAAACCUUUUCUAAUGGGAACAGUUGCUCUCGGUGGGAUAGUCAACGUCAUGCCAUUUUUGUUUUCAGAAAUCUCCCAUGCAAAAACACAGGUAUUAUGGUUCAGGAGAGCUGUACUAGGAGGACUUGCCACAUGCACUCUCUUAAAUAUAUUAUGGUGUUGGGCAGUAUUAGAGAUUGUUCCCCAGAUGGCUGUGGAGACGGUGAUGGAGGAGAGAGUCUUAAACAACAGCACAGGACAAACAGAGAUGACUCAGUCUGUACACACAUUUGUCUUCUCCAACAUAUCCCUCGAGGGGUCAGAGAAGGCAGGAGAGAUAGCGACGAUACCUCUAACCAAGAUCAUAACGCAGAGGUACAGACGGUUCUCCUGGGUGGCAAUGCUGAUCCAAAUCUUCAUCACCAUCAGUAUAAGCGUCAGCUUCCUCGUGAUGGGCACCGCCAUGAAGCACACAAUCGAUGGUCUGGUCAGCACACACUGGAUGGAGAAUGCAGAAUGGAUGGUGAGAUUCACUUCAAGACUAUUGCCCCAUAGCUCACGAUGGAGGACAUUAGCCCAGAGCUUACAGCACCGCAGACGGUUCUUCAGUGGCUUCGUGUCCUUUUUGGCUUUCGGUGUCAUUUUUGUAGUUUCAGCUUCCGAUCCAAAGGGAUUUUUUGUGAUGAUUGAUAAAGUGGUAUCUCUUUCCCUAAACAUGGAGGUGGGCUUGUUUAUCUUUCUGAUGCUGAGGACCUCUAGAUCAGAGCGAUUUAAACAUAUCACCGUGCCUUUGAUGGUGAGCGAGAGACUUUUCAGCCUUCACUGGCUGCUGCCCGUCUACUUCUUGUUCGCCGUUGCUUACGACAUCUUCCAGAGCGUUCUAGAGAUCACAGUGAACAUGUCUUUAACGCUCAACGCCAACUCUUCUCUCCUUUGAGAUGCACGAAGAGAAAUACAUUUCUGACCUGAUACUGUAUCAAGUGGGCAAACUUUCUGUGGAUAUCCCUCAGGAACGGUCAGCUUAUACCACACUGUGCCAACCCAGACCAAACACAGCUUUGAAACGUCCACCAUGCCAGAGUAUUGCACAAUAUAUUGACACUGAUAACAGAAAGAGCUCGAGGCAAUCCUGUCCUCUCAUUUAGUUAUUUACUAUGAGCAGAGAGCACUUUGCAUUGGAGAUCAGAUGGAGAUUUAUAGAUGUUCUUGGGUCAAAUGGCCUCUCCUUUAAGCAUGCUGAAAAUAUUUGAUAUACUCACUUUAUUUAUUUAAUCCAGUAAAUUGCAUGGGCUUUCUGCUAGUCAGAGAAACCAAUACAGGAUGGUUAUUUUGAUUGUGUCAACAAUACACAGUGAUUAAAUAAUCAAAACAUAGCAAUGUUCCCAUGCAGAAGUGCUGCUUCUAAGAAAUUAAAUGAUGGGCUAUUAUUGAGUAUAUUUAGUGCUUUAAUAAACAGGCUGUGUACUUAAAAUUACAAACCAGCAAACAAUAGCUGACAUUUACCAUCUAGGUUAACUGAUAUAGUCUGGCUAUGAGUAAGCCCAACUUUUAGCCAAAAUAAACUUUUUUUUAAAUUGUCAUUUGUGCCAAAAUAACAUGCAAGAUGUAUGAGAUGUCAUCAUGUAAGCAAAGCCAACAGUGAUUCAGAAGAUUUUUUUUCUUUUGGGCUAUGGUUAGACAUACAAUUUUUUAUCGACAGCCGACAUUUUGCCUUGUUUUAGCCUAGAUGUCUGGGCUGUGUAUGGAUGGCUAUUAGAUGACUUUUAAAUGCAAAAUUGUAAACUAAUUGUUUGCAGAAUAAAAUUUUGUGUUUACAUAUGUGUGUGUGCACUGUGUAUAUUAAUAAUGAUGCAUAUAUAUCAAUACACACACAUGCAUGUAUAAUUUUAAGAAAAAAAAAUAAUGUAAUAUUUGAAGAGUUUGGUUCCAAAAGGCAAUAAAUCCAUUUUGAUUAAUUUGGGUAAAAACUUGUUUUCUAUACCAAGAAAGUGACAAGAUGAAAACCACUAUUUUCUGUUAUAAACUUUCACAUAGCAUCGUUAGGUUAUAAUAACAUAAAAAAAUCAAAUCCAUCAUUUGAUUGUCAAAGAUUUACUAUACAAAGUGAUUAUUUUUUCUGCAAAAUGCAAUAAAUCCAUGAUAAGUAAAAAAAAAAAAAAUGCUACAAAUCUAUUGAAUCAAUAUAUAAAUGUGUAUUCAUCUUUGCCAUUUUAUAUUCAUUUAGUUGACUACUGGUAUACACUGAUUAAAAAAUAAACAUUAAUGGCCUUAAUCAAAACACUUACUUUGUCAUAUUAACAACACUGUUAUUGUUGCUGUCGUCUUUGGGACGUCAUUGCAAAAAAAAAUUUGACAGUGAUCAGCAGUAAAAUGUUUGGGUCCUGCACGAUUUUCAUUGACUGCAUAAGAUCUGCUGGGGUCAAUGUGUUAGCAUGACAGAAGCUUGAUGCUGUCGAGAAAAAAAAGCAACAGUCGGCAUUUUUCCUUCGCCUGAGUGUCUGUCACGUAAAUUAUAAGAUUUUGAUGGUCACGUUUUAACGCCGUUUAUCAUCUGUUGGAACCAAACUCCUCAUUUAUAUAUAUAUAUAUAAAUGUAUAUACAAACAUGCAAAUAUUUCUAAAAUAUACACAUUCAUGUGUGUGUAUUUAUAUCCAUAAUUAUUAUACACAGUACACACACAUAUUCACUAUAUUGCCAAAAGUUUUGGGACACCUGCCUUAUUAUGCACAUGAACCUGAAUGACAUCCCACUCUUAAUCCAUAGGGUUUUAUAUGGAGUUGGCAACAAUAACAGCUUCUACUCUUCUUGAAAUACUUUCUACAAGGUUUAGGGUUUAUGGGAACUUUUGACCAGUCUUCUAAAAGCACAUUUGUAAGGUCAGACACUGAUGUUGGACGAGAAGGCCUCGCUCGUAUUCGCCGCUCUAAUUCUUCCCAAAGAUGUUCUGUUGGGUUCAGGUCAGGACUCUGUGCAGGCCAGUCAAGUUCCUCCACACCAAAGUCGCUCAGCCGUGUUUUUAUGGACCUUGAUUUGUGCACUGGAAGUGAUUGAAACACCCAAAUUCAAUGAUUUGGAGGGGUGCCUCAAAACUUUUGGUAAUAUAGUGAAUGUAAACAUAAAACAUUUACUUAAGCAGCCAUACAAAAUUGCUUGCUGGGAAAGAAUGAAAACAUAACUGAAAUUGAUUCUUUACAUUACACAUGUAUACACAGUACUCCACUGGAACUUUUGUUUGUCUGCAAGAUUUUUUGUUUUUAUUUAUAUGUAAUAUAAGGUUAACGCUACUAUUUAUUCUGUCACAAUUUAUUAUGUAACUUUUAUUAAAGUAAGGUUAACCCAUAA
This is a messenger RNA of Paramisgurnus dabryanus, 4201 nucleotides long. RefSeq lists its product as uncharacterized. NCBI's taxonomy places the organism in Eukaryota, Metazoa, Chordata, Actinopteri, Cypriniformes, Cobitidae. The record is from RefSeq and is a predicted model, not a curated record.